ACUUCUCCAAAGUAAGUCUUUUUAUUCCUUUUUUUUAUUGCUGACAAAAUCUUUGUCCUGUUGAUCCUCCUUGUUAAUAGUUGUAAUCUGCCAUUUCCGUUCUUCUAGAUUUCAAUCUUGUGAGUUCAAAGUUGCAGUCGGGAUUCCUCUGUUGUUCAAAUCUGAAGGCUUUUGAAAAGAUCAAGAAAAAGUUGGAUUUUGACUGCUAUGAUGAAUACUUUGACUUUAAUGUGUCCCCAAACUGGUUGAUUCCUUAUGCUGUGUUUGGUGGGGUCUUUCGUGCUGUUGAAUAUGAGGAGGCGAUAUUGACUGCACCCAACCCACUUGAAUCUCUUUCUUUCUUUCUUUCUGCUAAUUCAGAUUUGGUAUGGAGGAAAAUGGGGAGAAAGAUUGGAGAGCAGCUGUCAAGAAGAUGCUUCCUCCUGGAACUGAACUGCCUGAAGAAAGUGAUUACUCAAUUGCUUUAGAAUACAUGGGCCCUGAUGUCUCUUAUGAGCUUCCUAGAGUAGAACCAUUAGAUAGGAAUUCACGUUCGAUCCCGACUGCAUCUGUAGCCGAAUCCUUUUCUGGUUCAAGGAGAUCUGUCACUCGUGAUGGCCCCAUCCCCCCUGUAAUCGACCCUAUACCGUUACCGGUUUCUUAUAUUGCAGGAGUAACCGAUUCGCCAAAUCAAAGCCCGAGAUUAUCAGGAAGCUCGGAAUCUGUAAUCUCGGUUUUGCAUAAUGCGGAUUCCUUUUCAGCUUCCCCAUCGGGUUCUCCUGGUUCUGCUCAUAACCAAGAUGAUGCUCACAGGAACGAAGUGAGACGAGGCCCCGUGGUUACUUUCAACACUGUUGAUAGUUCGGACAGGAAAGAAGUUGGGUUAGAGAAGCCUGGUUAUGCUGAAUACGUUGCGGUUUCAAAAGAAAAGAAGAAAAAGAAGAAUAAGAGACGAGUUUGUUUCCGGUGCGGGAAAGGGAAGUGGGAAACUAAAGAAUCUUGUUUAGUUUGUGAUGCAAAAUAUUGUAGUAAUUGUGUUCUUAGAGCAAUGGGAUCCAUGCCCGAGGGUCGAAAGUGUGUCACUUGUAUUGGUGAGGCGAUUGAUGAAUCGAAGCGUCUUACUUUGGGAAAAAAUUCAAGGUUAUUAUCUCGUUUGCUUAGUCCUUUGGAAGUCAAACAGAUAAUGAAGGCAGAAAAAGAAUGCUCUGCUAAUCAGCUUAGGCCAGAGCAGUUAAUCGUGAACGGGUAUCCACUUAAACCUGAUGAAAUGGCAGAACUUUUGGGUUGCCCGUUACCUCCGCGGAAGUUAAAACCGGGAAUGUAUUGGUAUGACAAAGAAUCUGGUCUUUGGGGAAAGGAGGGAGAAAAACCUGAUAGAGUUGUGAGUUCAAAUUUGAAUUUUACGGGGAAACUUAGUCCAAGUGCAAGCAAUGGAAAUACAGAAGUUUACAUGAAUGGUCGAGAAAUUACAAAGCUUGAGUUGAGAGUGUUGAAGCUGGCAAAUGUGCAAUGUCCUCGUGACACUCAUUUUUGGGUUUAUGAUGAUGGUCGAUAUGAGGAGGAAGGCCAAAAUAAUAUCAAGGGAAAUAUUUGGGAAAAGGCUACAACACGGUUCCUUUGUUCAGUGCUCUCGUUGCCUGUGCCACAUGGUCAACCACAAAGAGAGAGGGAUGAAGCCAGCAAUUAUAGUGCCGUUCCCAAUUACUUUGAGCCAAAAAAGGUUCAAAAGCUUUUAUUACUAGGACUCGAGGGUUCGGGAACAAGUACUAUUUUUAAGCAGGCAAAAUUUUUAUAUGGGAACAGAUUUAGUGAUGAAGAGUUACAAAAUAUUAAGCUUAUGAUUCAGAGCAACAUGUAUAGAUACCUCAGCAUUCUUCUUGAUGGACGAGAACGCUUCGAGGAAGAAGCAUCGAUGAAAAAGAAUUCUGAUGGAACGGGUUUAUUAAAUACAGGCAAGGAGGGUGAUGCUAAUGAUUGUAUCUAUUCCCUUAACCCGAGAUUGAAGCAUUUUUCUGAUUGGUUACUUGACAUAAUUGCAACUGGAGAUUUGGAUGCAUUUUUUCCUGCUGCAACACGCGAGUAUGCUCCACUUGUUGAAGAGGUGUGGAAGGAUCCUGCCAUCCAAGAAACUUAUAAGAGGAGAAAUGAAUUACACUUUCUGCCUGACGUUGCAGACUACUUUUUGAGCCGGGCGGUUGAGGUUUCUAGCAACGAAUAUGAACCGUCAGAACAGGACAUAUUAUACGCUGAAGGAGUCACCCAAGGAAAUGGCUUGGCUUUCAUCGAAUUCACACUUGAUGAUCGUAGCCCCAUGUCUGAGACAUAUACAGACAACCUUGAUGCUUCAUCACAACCUCUAUCCAGAUAUGAACUCAUUAGAGUAAACGCCAAAGGAAUGAACGAAGGUUGUCGAUGGGUGGAAAUGUUCGAGGAUGUUCGAGUAGUCGUCUUCUGUGUUGCCCUAAGCGAUUAUGAUCAAAUGUGGCCAUCACCAGACAACACUGGAAGUGGGUCCCUCCUUCAAAACAAGAUGAUCCAAAGCAGACAACUUUUUGAAGCAAUGGUCAAACACCCUUGUUUUAAAGACACCCCUUUCGUCUUGAUUCUAAACAAGUAUGAUCUUUUUGAGGAAAAACUGAAGCAGACCCCGCUAAGUGUGUGCGAAUGGUUCACCGACUUUAGCCCGGUACGACCCUAUACCAACAACCAAAAUCUAGCCCACCAAGCCUAUUACUAUGUGGCUAUGAGAUUCAAGGACCUGUAUGCAUCUCUCACCAGCCAGAAGCUUUUUGUGUGGCAAGCACGUGCCCGAGAGCGUGCCACCGUUGAUGAAGCGUUCAAGUACAUAAGAGAGAUUGUGAAAUGGGAUGAUGAGAAAGAGGAGACGUAUUAUAAUGGGGCUGAGGACUCGUUUUAUAGUACAACUGAUGUGAGCUCACCACCCUUGGUUAGGCAAGAAUGAAGUAGCAAGCUUUGAUUUGUGUUUAUUAUUGUAGAUAAGAUGGUUAAUAAGUUAUCAUUUUAUUUGGAUUUUGAUAAUUAUGCAAUUGGGAGUUUAAUUAUCUGAUCUGAGGUUUCAUGUAAGCUGAUAUGACAAGGGUGAAGUUAAGGUCUGGUUUUUUUUUACUGUAACGAAUACUUCAUAUCCAUGUUCGUGAAGAUCGUCUAUGUGUUUUCUUGAAGCCG
Molecule: messenger RNA, 3165 nt
Organism: Helianthus annuus (common sunflower)
Lineage: Eukaryota; Viridiplantae; Streptophyta; Magnoliopsida; Asterales; Asteraceae
Product: extra-large guanine nucleotide-binding protein 3
Exons: 9
Coding region: 368-2941 (857 amino acids)
Biological process (GO): adenylate cyclase-modulating G protein-coupled receptor signaling pathway
Cellular component (GO): heterotrimeric G-protein complex
Molecular function (GO): GTPase activity; guanyl nucleotide binding; G-protein beta/gamma-subunit complex binding
Source: RefSeq, a predicted model, not a curated record